Pelodiscus sinensis (Chinese soft-shelled turtle) is the source of this 6136-nucleotide messenger RNA. RefSeq names its product glutamate decarboxylase 1 (gene GAD1). Gene Ontology annotation, molecular function: pyridoxal phosphate binding; glutamate decarboxylase activity. Gene Ontology annotation, biological process: GABA biosynthetic process. The record is from RefSeq and is a predicted model, not a curated record. Gene Ontology annotation, cellular component: presynaptic active zone; cytoplasm. NCBI's taxonomy places the organism in Eukaryota, Metazoa, Chordata, Testudines, Trionychidae.
UCCUUCUUCCACUACCAAGCCCUUCGGAAAAGGAUACAUACACAUCUGAACCUUUCAUGCUGCUAACGUUUGUCUGGAGAACACUCCUUUUUACAUCCAUAAGACUUUUUUUCAAGUAGUUGCACAUUCCUACAAAUCAUGUACUAGUCUUCGUUAAAUACAGUCUUAUUUAGUCAUAUGUCUAGUUACUUUAACCCUUUGAGACCUAACAAUACAAUCCUCACUGGAAAUUGCUAGCAAAACAUCUUUAAAUGUAAUGAUAUUCUUGGAGUUGAGGAUACAAACAAAAAGGCUUUCUGGAUGUAUCUAUUUUUAGCAAAAGAAUGUCUGUGGUAAGUCCUGAAUCUAAUGAAACCAUUUAAACUAAAUCAUAAAAAACAGGUGUUCCUUGUAGCUAUGGUAAAGACCAAAAGAUUCAUCUGUCUGGAUCUUUGACGCCCUCUGGUGGAGACUCACAAAAAUAAUUACUCAUGGCUGGGGGGGCGGUGGUUCGUAAAGAAUGAAUGAGGUAUAAAAUUCUGAUCAUAGUGAAAAGACGGGGGUAUUUUUGCUAAGCCUCAUUUAACAAAGACACUGAUUGAAAUUAUUCCUGCGAUCGCAUGUUAUACAUGGCAGUACAGUGGGAUGUGAGUUAGAACAAAAGAGACUGAAAGGAAGCAAAAGUUGAAGAUAAAUAUCUUUCUAUGAAAGAGAUUUUUAAAAUCGUCUGUUGGCAGCCACGACUGCUUCGUUUUUACAUACAGAACGUUUCUACUGUGUUUGAAAUAAUGCUCUGGGGCUCAGUAUAAAAUAGGCAACUUAAAAGAUCUACAUCGCCGAGCGGAAGUGUCUUUCCUACUAGCCCGUUAGCCCCCUCUGAAAAGGGAGCGUGUUGGGUGCGCACUGUAUUACUCAGAGGUUCAGUCUUUCUGGAUGCAUCUCCGUGAUUUGGAUUCAUAAUCGAGCUACAAAGCCCCGAGGCGACCAAAACACCUGCAAAAAAGUCACGUUAGCCGAGGAAGGCAACACUUGGGCGCGUGAUUUCCAACCCAGCAAACUGACCUGGUUGAUCCACUCUUCCCCCGCCCCCCGUCUGCCUGCUUGCCUUCCAUAUUGGAGCAGAGGAGGUGGUGGCAGCGGUGUGACUCAUGCCUGCGUCUGAACAGAUCAACCGGCGAUUCACUCUUUAAAAAAAAAAAGCAAAUCCAAGCACUUGUGGGGAAAGGUCAUCUCGAAUUAAAUUCCGAGGCGCGGCUGGUUUUCCGACGUCGUUUCUCGCGGAGUUUAUAAGCGGCGACUCCUUCCAAGGUUAGAAUUCCCCUGGCGUUUUGGACACUUGGAGUAAGUGUGGGCUCGCUCUCCUCCGCGUAAAUUCUUUACUGUCCAUCCACCAGAGGAAUAUUGGAGGAAAAUACGGGAUCGAAGGAGUUUGAUUUUUGAACUGAUGGCAUCCUCUGCUCCAUCCUCCUCCAACACCGCUCAGGAUCCCAACCCAACUAAUUUACGACCCACAACUUACGACACCUGGUGUGAUGUGGCUCAUGGAUGUACCAGAAAAAUUGGUCUCAAAAUAUGUGGGUUCUUGCAAAGAAACAAUAGCCUGGAAGAUAGAGGUCGGAUUGUGAGCUCCCUGAAGGAAAGGCAAUCUUCCAAGAACCUGCUGGCUUGUGAGAACAGCGAGAGGGAAGCCAGGUUCAGGCGGGCCGAGACAGACUUCUCCAAUUUAUUUGCUAGAGAUUUGCUGCCUGCCAAGAAUGGCGAGGAGCAGACCAUGCAGUUCCUGCUGGAGGUGGUGGACAUUCUCCUCAACUACGUGAGGAAGACGUUCGACAGGUCCACCAAGGUCCUGGACUUCCAUCACCCGCACCAGCUGCUGGAAGGGAUGGAGGGUUUCAACCUGGAGCUCUCGGACAACCCCGAGUCCCUGGAGCAGAUCCUGGUGGAUUGCAGGGACACGCUGAAGUACGGAGUCAGGACAGGUCAUCCUCGUUUUUUCAACCAGCUCUCCACUGGACUGGAUGUUAUUGGCUUGGCUGGUGAAUGGCUGACGUCAACUGCAAAUACUAACAUGUUUACGUACGAAAUUGCACCUGUUUUUGUCCUGAUGGAACAAAUAACACUUCGAAAGAUGAGAGAGAUUAUUGGAUGGUCAAAUAAAGAUGGUGAUGGAAUAUUCUCACCUGGCGGGGCUAUAUCCAAUUUGUACAGCAUAAUGGCUGCUCGCUACAAAUAUUUCCCUGAAGUCAAAACUAAAGGCAUGGCUGCAGUUCCAAAACUGAUUCUCUUCACCUCAGAACAUAGUCACUACUCAAUAAAGAAAGCUGGGGCUGCACUUGGGUUUGGAACAGAAAAUGUGAUUUUGAUAAAAUGCAAUGAAAGAGGGAAAAUAAUACCAGCUGAUUUGGAAGCCAAAAUUCUGGAAGCUAAGCAAAAGGGACAUGUUCCACUUUAUGUAAAUGCAACAGCAGGCACAACAGUAUAUGGAGCCUUUGAUCCAAUAGACGAAAUUGCAGACAUAUGUGAAAAAUAUAACCUCUGGCUCCAUGUAGAUGCUGCUUGGGGAGGAGGACUUCUAAUGUCCAGGAAGCAUCGUCAUAAACUGAAUGGAAUAGAAAGAGCCAACUCAGUCACAUGGAAUCCACACAAGAUGAUGGGAGUUUUGUUACAAUGUUCGGCCAUUCUGAUUCGGGAAAAGGGUAUACUUCAAGGUUGCAAUCAGAUGUGUGCUGGAUAUCUGUUCCAGCAAGACAAGCAAUAUGAUAUAUCCUAUGACACUGGCGAUAAAGCAAUACAGUGUGGACGUCAUGUGGACAUUUUCAAAUUCUGGUUGAUGUGGAAAGCUAAGGGUACAGUAGGAUUUGAAAAUCAGAUCAACAAAUGUCUGGAAUUGUCAGAGUACUUCUAUACUAAAAUUAAAAACAGAGAAGAAUUUGAGAUGGUUUUUGAUGGUGAGCCUGAACACACAAAUGUAUGCUUCUGGUAUCUUCCUCAGAGUCUCAGGGGAAUACCAGACUCUGAGGAGAGAAGAGAAAAACUACGUAAGGUGGCACCGAAGAUCAAAGCGCUGAUGAUGGAGUCAGGUACCACAAUGGUUGGAUACCAGCCGCAGGGAGAUAAAGCCAACUUCUUCCGAAUGGUUGUCUCAAACCCGGCAGCAACUAAGUCUGACAUUGACUUCCUCAUUGAAGAAAUAGAAAGAUUGGGGCAGGAUCUGUAAUACUCUUGGCAAACUAUUUCUCUAGUCCAUUGUUUUCCAGCACUGGCUAUUUUUUACCCAGUUCUGCAGAACACACUUUAAGGAAAUUCCCUUUCUAAAUGUUCCAUGUUCCUAGGAUGCUCUACAACAACAAAAAUCUAUAGGUUACUGCAGGGUGCUGGAAUAAUUUGUAUUAUGGGGUUGCUGAGAGUCAUUGACCCAUACUGUAAACCUUAUAUAUGAUGGAAAACAUCCCUAGUUCCAGCACCUAUGGUUACUGUAACAUACAUGAAUUGGAAGGUCAUUUCACUGAAGGAAAAUAUAUUGUCUUGAAGUGUACUAUUGAUUCUUAUUUAGUCUGUUUAUUAUAGUAAUCAGAGAACUAAUAACUAUUAAAAUAGAGAAUUAAGAACUCUGCAUAAUAUAUAUGUACAAUAUAUAUAUAUAAAUGGUUAUGAACGUAGAACUAAGCCACAGCAUGUUUUCCACUGUAAGAGAACUAACUUUUCCUUCAACAGUUAAAAAUGUGGACAAUGUGUUGCAGAUCAGUCUACCGGAUGCAAAUAUCUGUAAAGAAACAUUUUAAAAAAUGUAGAUUCUUAGGCGCUAAGGAAAAUGUUUAAUAGUAUUAAACCUUAUUGUUGGUGCUUCUCUCACAUAUAAAAAACAAUGGUUCCUAAAAGCACCUCCCAGUAAGAUAGCUGUAUCUCCCGUUAGUGUCAUAUCAGGGGAUAAUAGUAGCAGAGUCAUUGUAACAGGUAUAUUAUUGCUGUAUUUUUAGAGAUUAAUUUGUGUAGAUUGUGUAUAUUGUUAAAUGACUUUGUGAAAAGGAAUUAAAUGUAAUAGUUUUACAGCCAGAUAACUGUUCAAUUCUAGGUAUAUAAAAUAUUUGCUUAUUUAUAUGCAGAGAUUUACCAUGCUAAAGAGUCGUCUUGUAUUUUCUUCCAUUUGUAAUGUAUCCUAUUUAUAUAUUAUUGAAGUUCUAAAUAAUGUUUAUGGUAUUUUAGUGUAUUUGUGAGCCAAAGAGAUGAUAAAAUAUUAGUUGACACUUUCAUUUAUAUAAUAGUGACCUUAAAACAACAACUUACAGAUAAUUUUACUGAUCACUAGGAAUUCUAACAUUGUAUAUAGAUUCUAGUAUAAUUAAAUCCCUUUACUUUAAUAGACUCUUCACCUUUUAUUAAUUGUAAUGUCUGCCUCUAUGUCCAGUGUUCUGAAUGCUUAUCUAGUGAAUAUUGGAUAAUAACCAAGGCUCCUGUACAUCUGUUGUAGUUCAGGACCAAUCGCUGACUAGUUUAGCUAAAUUCUGUGGCAAGAUUCCUUAAAGUCUGUAGCAAAUCCCUUAAAGUAUUAACCAGGUUUAUUAAUUUUUUGUAGAAGGGGAAUUCAUUAUGUACUUUGCAAUCUACAAGACAGGAAAAGAAAAACUCACCACAGAAUGUUUAAACACAGCUGGUUUGUCAUCAUAGUUUUAACUGAUCAGAUACUUAAGAAUAUAGACACCAGAGUAAUCUGCUGCCCAUUGAGUUUUUAAUUCGCUAGGUAACCAGUUCUACAAAGUACUUGAUUUUUUGUGCUGGCAGACCAGCAAAGUGUGGAAUCAAAUAAAGGCUUAAUGACUACAGAAUGACUAUUGUAAUAAUAACUGAAAUCUGCGGAUUCAAAAUCUUUUCAAAAUAUGCUGCUAUGGCUAUUGUACAUGAAAGUCUGUAAUAAGCUACUUUUCUUUCAAAUCUGAAAUAACAUUUAGUUGCAUUAGAUAUAUUCUAUUAAAUGAAUGUAAAAAGACACCCUUUGUUUUAAAACUACUGUAAUACUCUGUCCAAAAAAUCCCUCAGGCUUUGUGUUGCUUUUUCAUUUAUUUAGAGGGAUGAGACCCUCACCACCUCUCCACCCCCUUUAUGCCAUGUGAACGGGCUGCAGUGGCAUGAAGUGGCCCUAAAGCCUUGACUGUAGCCAGAAGAGGAUUCCCCUAAUGCAGGCAGUAUAGAAGACACAUAAGGUUGGCUUAGUAGGCGUGCUGGAGAAGGCAGGAGUGUGUCAGAGGCAGGAUCAAAUCCCAACUUUCCAGCCCCUCAAGCAGCCCAGGACUGGGAAGGUGCAAAGGUGACUUAAAGCCACCAUAAUCCCCUUGGGCUGCAAAUUCUAUGAGGGACCCAUGAUCUUUAGACUAAAUAACAGUUGGCUAUUCCAAACACCAUGUUUAAACUGUCUCACAUAGCUAGGAUAGCUUGGGGCAUAGUGACCUCCUACAGAUGGAAAAACUGAUAAUUCCAAUUCAGAAGUCAGACUGGGCCUACCACUGUUAAAUUUCCAGGUCCCAACGUUCUCAUUCUGAUGUAAGAGCACUCCAUGCUUCUUUUGUCACCAGAACUUUUCCAAAAUUUACAAUGAUGUGUGGAUAGCUAGUCAUUCUCAAGCACUGGUUUCUCUUUUCCUAGAGAUCCGGUAUACCUCUCUCCUCCCUUGCCCUGUGUGAAAGCUUUUUAUUGAAAUCCAUUUUCUAAUAACCUCAUUGGAGUCAAGUUCAGGGCUUGUUCCACUUCUGUUAUUCUCUUUUUGCCUCCUAACUAUAACAUAGAGAAGAUGAUAUCCUUCUGGCACAGUUGUCAUUCCAAUAGUGCCAUCUCCUUAAGGCAAUGUUUUUACUUCACACAAUUGGUGCAGAUAGUUGCAGUGGACCGUGUUUUUAUAGUCUUGCAUCUUGACCUUUCAGAAUAGUCUUGAUAUGUCAUCAUCUCUUCUUUGAUACUAGCAGCAUUGAUGUAAAAGUAAAUGAUAGAAGAUCUGAAUUCUACUACCAUGAGUAUUCUUAAUAUCAGUAUUCAUUCUGACUUCAAUUUUUUUUAAAAUCCAAAUGCCAUUCUCUGUAGAUGCAAGCCAUUUCUCAUUCCAUGUCCGUUCUCCUACUCACAUGGCUGAUCUCAUGUGUCUUGAGAGGAUCUUUUUUUUUUUUUUUUU